AUGAUCAGCGCUGUCGGCGGGGCUCCCUCUCGCCUCCCGUGCGUCGGUGUGGCCCUCGCGUUGCUCCUCCUGGCCGCGCUCAGCGUCUCCCCGGCCCGACGGGUGCUCGUCGUUCCAGAGGAGAGAUCGUGGUUUACGAUUGAUGUUGGCAUCCCGAGUCUUUUCGAUGACGGAGAACCCGAGGUCGCGGCAGCACGUGACACCUCAAUACGUGACACCUCAAUCGAUGAAACCGUAAUUGAGCAGGCCUGGACGAAGGCAGAUGUUGCGGCUCUGGCCGCGGUUAUCCUCUGGUGCAGCGACGAGCUGGCCGCCCUUGCGACGUACGGCCACAUCUCGGGGUGGGACGUUAGCGCAGUGACCGACAUGAGCUACCUGUUCGAACGCUGUCAGCAGGGCUUGCGAUGCUCCUGCAACCCGGACAUCGGGUCUUGGGUCACGUCGGCGGUUACCACCAUGCAGGGCAUGUUUGCCUACGCCUCCUCCUUCGACCAGGACAUCGGGUCGUGGGAUACUUCGUCGGUGACCACCAUGCACAACAUGUUCUUCUGCGCCUCCGCCUUCGACCAGGAUAUCGGGUCGUGGGAUACAUCGGCGGUAACCACCAUGCGCGGCAUGUUCUGCGGCGCCUCCGCCUUCGACCAGGACAUCCGGUCUUGGGAUACGUCGGCGGCCACCGACAUGAGUGCCGUGUUCUACCGCGCCACCUCCUUCAACCAGAACAUCGAUUCAUGGGACGUGUCGGCGGCCACCGACAUGGGUGGCAUGUUCUACGGCGCCUCCUCCUUCAACCAGGACAUCGGGUCGUGGGAUAUGUCAUCCGUCCUCGAGAUGAACAGCAUGCUCCGCGACGCCUCCUCCUUCGACCAGGACAUCGGGUCGUGGAACGUGUCGGCGGCCACCGACAUGAGCGACAUGUUCCGGGACGCCUCCUCCUUCGACCAGGACGUCAGUUCGUGGGACGUGUCGACGGCCACCACUAUGACCAACAUGUUCUCCCUCAGCGACUGCAACAAGGCUCUCAUUCACGUCAGCUUCGACGCGCAGACAAGCGCAUGGAACAAAGGGAACAAGUUCUGGAAUGUUUCCAGCAAAAGCUGGUCGACCUCCAACUACGACUCGUGGGGCUCGCUGUGCAAGUCGCCCUUGCCUCUGCCGUCUCCGCCGCUGCCAUGGCUUGUUGUACCGGCGGUGGAGGCCUGGUGGAUGCCCGGGCGCAUCCCAUGGCGCGCCCCAUUUGCCCUGGGAUAG
Molecule: messenger RNA, 1251 nt
Organism: Emiliania huxleyi CCMP1516
Lineage: Eukaryota; Haptophyta; Isochrysidales; Noelaerhabdaceae
Exons: 2
Coding region: 1-1251 (416 amino acids)
Source: RefSeq, a predicted model, not a curated record